UUCAGCAACACAUGCAGGCCAGCUGACAAGGACCACAACAAUUAACACAAAACUGCACUGAUGACUUUCACCGUAAAGUCAUCAGUGAAACCCAAAGCAGGCUGGAUGCAGUUUGAGGGUUUGCUAAAGAUCGCAGAUCAGUUUCAGGGAUCUCAGCCUGCGACAACAGGAAACGAGAGAAAAAGCGCCACUGACACAACUGAAACCUGCCUCCAUGAAGUAGGACUAGUCUACAUCACCUGUCCAUCGCUUAUCUCAUGGAUCACAAAAAGGUAUCAACUUAAAAGGCAUAGGCCUACUCUUACUCAAAAUACUAUGAUGCAUGUUUUCUAUGUGUCAAACUUGUGUAUUUUUUAAUGAGCUUGUUUGAAUUAUUACAAAUAGAUUUUCACAUAUGUAUUCAUUAACAUGAUGUUACCUUAAUCUACUUUAAAAGUUUUAAUUUAAAUUGAAUUGGCUUUAUCUGUCAUUCUGUGUUUAUAUCUGUGCCUACUUUACUGUUUGUCACUCAUUGUAGAUGGCCACUUUAUAUAAACUGUGAUAUGCAAUUCAUUUGAACACACUCAGACAUUUUGGUAUUUUAUGAUGAAUAAAUAAUUCAAUUGAAUCAUAGCUUAAACUUAAAAAAUAAGAAGAAAUGUCCCUUUCUGUUAAUUGUCACAAGGCAAAUAUACUCUGAAUUUAAAAUGUAUCUCUCUUGGAGCUGAAUUUUUGAUAAGUUGUUGACUACUAAAUUAAUUGCCAACUAUUUUAAUAAUCAAUUAAUCGGUUUGAGUUCUAGGAAAGAAGUCAAAAUUUACUUCUGUUAUUAUUUUUUCUAUUUUUCUUUGAACUGACUAUGUUUGAGUUGUGGAGAAAACAGGUAAUAAGUACUCAACUAGUAAGUGAUUCAUUGUAUUUAUAGAGGUAGGUGAUUCCCAGGGAGAAACAGACAGUUACAACACAAUUAUUCAUACAAAUGAGAAUGCAUUUAUCGAGAAAAUAAUCAACAGAUUAAUCAACAAAGAAAUGUAUCGUUCAUUGCAGCCUUAAUCUCUUAACAUAUCCCUCGUAGAUAUCACACACGCAUAUUUUGGGGGUUUGGUGCCUUGCUCAGGGGCACCUCGCCAGUUCCCUAUAGGGGAACUAGCACCUUUCCUUUUACCAUUUUUGAAACAAUGCUUUGAACAUUAGGGCGUGUAGACAUGCUCUUUGUAUUACAUUUUAGCACACUUUUUUCAACUAUCGAUUCCAAUUUUUUUAAUUUGAAUGAAAACAAUAUUAAUUUAAAAGCAAAAAUGGAGCAAUCUCUAAAUUCUGACUUCUGGAGUUUUAGUAUUGCACAAUAAUCCAAAAGGCCUGUCCAACCAAAAGACACAUUUUAUGAAGAAACAUCCUGUUGAUUACUUUACUGAUAAAUAAUGUUUGAACAAAACACUCAACGUCAUGGAGAUUAGGUGUCAAACGUUUUAAGUGUUAUCUUUUUAGUUCCUUGUUCUUCUUCCUGUCUAGCUUUGACCCCUCCAUGUUCUGUCUGUGAUCUGAGGCGAUGGAGAGCCCACCCUCCACAGUGAGGCGGAGGGCCUGGAUCAACAGCCGCCGGCAGCGCUCCACUCUGGAGCCGGACCCCGAGGGGCCGUUAUGUACCCUCCCCUCGGCCUCUGUAGCCGCCGACGACGACGUCUUCUCUGAUGGAUGCUUUACUGGAAAGAUCGAGAAUUGGCUCCAGAGUUGUGGGGCAGAGGCCUGCUCAGAGACCACGGAUCAGCUGAGUUUUGACUCUGUGCUGAAAGCCAGGAAAUGUGACGAUGAACUCAAUCUUGGUGCUGAUGCGUCUUUGUUAAAUGGUGGCGAGAUAUCAUCUAAAGCUUGCCUCGCACAGCAUCCUUCUUCCAAACCAGGUCCCGGCAGACUCACCAGUACCCCUCGUAAGGAACAAUGUCUGCCGAAACUAAACUUGGGCCACAGCAUGGCCUCCAGCUGCCUCUCCUCCUCAUCGAGUAUCUCAGAGGUACUGCAGCUGUGUGCCGAGGAUGCGGAGGAGACGCUGUACGAGCUGGGUUUUGGCUGUGACGAGCCUCAGGUCACUGUCCGCAUCCCUCCUCGCUUCUUAAACUUUCCUUCUCCGUCUCGGGGCAUCAACUUCCGGGUUUUCCUGGACUCUCAGAUACGGCGGAUACGAGAGGAAGACCCAAGCCUCUCUCUUGCUAGUCGUUUCAGACAAGUGCAAGUCCUCACAGCAAUGGCCAACGCUUUCUACUCCCUCUACUCUCACGUGUCCCGCACUCCUCUACAGAAACUGGCCACACCAGAGUUCACCUUCUCCUCGUCUCCUGUGGAGAAGAUCGAGCGCUUCAGAGGCAGCAUCCGCAGCGAGGUGCGCUCUCCGGUGGAGCGGCUGAAGGACACCGUCUCCAAGAUGUGUCUCUACACAGGCUCUCCUCGAGGGUCAGACUCCACCUCUCCACAGCCCUCACCCAGGAAAAGGGCCAGCCUCCCUGAUGUUGUGGAUAUAGUCCUGGAGAAACACAAGAGUGGGGCUACAAAGAAACUGGAUUUGGGAGAUUAUGAUAGGAGCAACUUGGAUGUCAGGCUGUUUAUGGAUGGGGAUACAUCCUGUGACAGUGGGAAAGAUGCGCAAACACAGCAGAGCAUGGAGGAUGAAGACAUUCUUCAAAAUGGAAAUACAACCUGUCAUAAGAUGCAGGGCUGCAAACAAACAGAUAAUGUUGAUGCAGAUGAAAACAGUGUCAGAGCAGCAGACCUUGACAGCAGGACUCACAGUGUAACAUCUCUAGCGUCAUCAGUAUCAGGAGAAACUGUGAUAGAAACUGAGCUGGACUCAUGUGCAUCUCAAAGAGAGACUGGCACUGCUGAUCUGAAACCAGUUGCCAAGUUGACGUACGAUCUAAUCUGCCCGCAGAUAGUUGAGAGUGUACACCAGGCGCCUUUCUGCUGUCAACAGACAAUUAUUCCAAAAACAAACACUUGUAUCUCCUCUGAGAAAGUAAGCAUAGAUGGAUCUCAUGAACCUGAUAUACAAAUCUCUAUCCCUGAGCCUGACACCAGACAGACUCAUGCACCUGGAUCGCUUCCUGUCCUGGCCCCCUACGGAGACCCCACCCAGUGCUGCAUCACUGUGACGGGCUGGGAGGGGGGCGGCGUCUCUCCUCAUUCCUCAAAUGCAACAGAUGCCGGUCAUGCUUCUACUGUAAUGCCUCUGCAGAAAUGUGAGGAGUCAUUUAUCAAGGGGAGAAGCCGGCACCUGAAUCCACUGACUCGUCACAUCCGGGGGCACGACUCCAACCCCCUGCAACAGGUCAACUCCUUCGAGCUGGAGGAGGUGCAUAGUGCAGGAGAGGAAGAUUUUGUUGAAUCUGAAACGACGACAACAACCCCCCUGUCGUCUAAAGGUGAGAUGGUCCGGGGCGACAGCAUGCAGUCAGACAGCAGCGGCUAUGCAGAUGAAGAAGUUAGCCCCUCAUCAAACACACAUAACAGAUGACGGAAAAAACUGAAUUUCAUCGAAACAAAGUUAAAAUAUUUUUUUUCUCACCUGUCGACUAUUUCCUGCACCAAAUGUUGUUUCUAAACAGAGGCUUAAGAUGUGAUGAUUCUGGAAAAAACAUAGUUACGUGAGAGAAUCUUUUUCACAAUAAGAUUUCCGGACAUGCAAAUCAUUAAGUUUCUCCCCAGUGCUCAUACAGACUGUAAAUAAGUAACAAUAAAACGAUUGUAGUUCAAAGGGUUUGAUGAAAUUCAUUAAUUGAAUUAGGAAUGGCAGCAUGUUGAAGUUGUAAGAGCAACAGUUGGCAGUAAAAUGUACAAAAUGUUUUAUUGGAAAUAAGUCAAUUUCACAUGGAUCUCACAUUAUAUUUCAUCGUUUAGCUAAAACUGGGCAACCUUUUCUUCUACAACAACAAAGAAGUUCUUCUCAAAUGUAAUGAGGUCAGUAUAGACUUCAAUGAUGUGAGUACUAAAACUCACACAAAAACCGCACAAGUUCCUUAUUUGAAUGAUCAGAAAACAAGAUGCAGAUCUGCCUUUUUUUCAGAGAAUGAGGUUCACAUGAACUGCACCGGUGGGAGGAGUAAGGAAACUGUGCAAAGGUCAUUAUCUUGUCAAGUAGUGCAAACUGUUCACUAUACUCAAUACUCAUUCCAGCCGAGUGCAAGGCAGUAUAUCAAAACAAAUACAGCAAGGUGCAUGGUAAUGAAUCCUUUUACUAGACACAGCAUGUAGUUGGAGAAGAAUAUUUCCAAAUUCCACCAUGAUCAACUUUCCAAUAUCACAGGAUUCAUAUUCCCAUUGACAAAAAAAA
Trematomus bernacchii (emerald rockcod) is the source of this 4300-nucleotide messenger RNA. It is a transcript of the gene tespa1, whose product is annotated as thymocyte expressed, positive selection associated 1. The coding region runs from base 1529 to 3484 and encodes 651 amino acids. Lineage: Eukaryota; Metazoa; Chordata; Actinopteri; Perciformes; Nototheniidae. Gene Ontology annotation, molecular function: signaling receptor binding. The transcript has 12 exons. The record is from RefSeq and is a predicted model, not a curated record.